This is a messenger RNA of Sciurus carolinensis (gray squirrel), 1418 nucleotides long. It is a transcript of the gene C4H8orf48, whose product is annotated as chromosome 4 C8orf48 homolog. The record is from RefSeq and is a predicted model, not a curated record. The coding region runs from base 196 to 1002 and encodes 268 amino acids. The transcript has a single exon. NCBI's taxonomy places the organism in Eukaryota, Metazoa, Chordata, Mammalia, Rodentia, Sciuridae.
CGGAAGACGGGCCCGCUGAGCUCUUGGCCUGUAGGCUCGGGCCCGGUGGGCUCAGCCUUCACUAGUUCCUGAGGUAAUCCUGACCAAAGCAAAGCAGAUGAGAAGCCGUUUCUGAGUCAACGUGAUGACCAUCUACCCAGAAGCUUGGGAAUUUAAAAAGAUCAAGGAGAAUUGGUUCAAACCCAUGUAAGUGCUAUGGCUCACCUUUCUGAUGAAACUGUCAGGUCCUUUACUGAUGAGGUACCGAGUUCUGGUUCACUCAGCUCCUCUGGAGAACAGCAGUCCUGGCCCACCUCCUCUGGGACAGAAUCGGAUAGUGGAAAACUAGCUGCAAGCUUGGAAGUACUUACCAAGCAAUCCGAGCUUUCUGAUUUAAAAAAUAACGAAAAGAAGUUGACUGAAAAAUGGAUCAGCUACCUCAAGGACAAAGAAGCUAACUAUGAACGAAACCAACCAGAGGCCAAACUUCAAACAGAAGUUACUCGAUUGUCCGAUGAAGAAUUGAAUGCCCUGCAGUCUUUUUGCACCACUAAGAUAAACUUGCUCCAUCAUAGAGUGGACUCGAAGAAGAAGAGCAACAGACACAAAAAGCUGCAGUUUAGAUUGGAUCCAGAGGCUUCAAAAGUAAAUGCCUUAAAGUGUACUGUCCCUGAUGAACUUUUGAACAGAAUCUAUUUUGAAAACGUGAGGACAACACUAAAACAGGUGGCAGCAACAAAGCAACACAUUUCUUCACGAUGUCCCAAUUGUAUUAGUAAAAAAGCAGAGCUGGCUCAGUCUGUAUUCCUAAAACAAAAGAAGACUUUACUGGAGUCACUUCUCCUCCAUGAGAAAAUAGAUGAACAUCUUCAUACCACAGACCUUCUCACCCAUGUUGUAGAAGCACAUCAGGGCCUUCCCAGGCUUUCAGAUGACCCUACACUAAUCUGGAAAAGACUGAAAGAGAAAACUCAGAUUGGAUACUCUGGUUUUGAAAAGUCAGAUAUCAAGCGGAAGAUGUAGCAAGAUGGAAAUAGGACUUCAUUCACCAUUUUUCCUCUACCACUUCUCAAGUCUCUUACCCAACCAAACAGGAGAUGGUGAUUAUUAAUGAUAAUAUGUAAUGUGCAUAGAUGUUUCUGUUGUGUUUUUGAGUAACUGACAUUUCUAUAGGCAAUUUUGGAAACUUAUGUAAGACUUUGUUAUGCUACCUUCCUAGAUUUGAGGACUAAGAACGUUUUUCAGGUUACAUAAGGUAAUGCUGUAGUUGGAAUAAUUACAAAAACUUUUUACAACAAUUCAGGAGAGAUAUUGGUAGUUUGGAUUAGGUUGUUGACAGUACAGGAAGAAAUUCAGAGAUGUAAGAAAUAGGAAGUAAUAAUUGUUUUGGUGGUUAAAUGGUUAUGGGGAUUAAAUAAAAGGUAAAUGUUAAAAAUCUU